Dictyostelium purpureum is the source of this 1976-nucleotide messenger RNA. RefSeq lists its product as uncharacterized. Lineage: Eukaryota; Evosea; Eumycetozoa; Dictyosteliales; Dictyosteliaceae. The transcript has 8 exons. The record is from RefSeq and is a predicted model, not a curated record. Bases 1 to 1857 code for a protein of 618 amino acids. Gene Ontology annotation, cellular component: Golgi apparatus; endoplasmic reticulum.
AUGGCUAAAAAAAAGGGCAACAACAAUAACAACCAUGUUACAACAAAUAACAAUUCGUAUGAUAGUGAUGAAGGUGAGUGGACUAGUGUCCCAACCAAAGAAGAAAAAAAUAGAGAAAGAAAAGAAAAAAAAGAGGUUAGAGAACAUGAAAAAAAGAAAAAGAGAGAUCAAGAACAAAAAGAACAUGAUGAAAAACAAAAAAAAAUUGCAGAGUUAUUUUCAGAUUCAUCUAAAGCAUUUUCAAUUAAAAAUAGACCAACCAAUUAUAAUCCAUGGAAUAUUUUAGAUGAUGAUGCAUCAGAUGGUGAAGUUGGUGUAGAACAACAUUCACAUCCAAAAAGACAACUCCAAAAACAAUAUGAGAACCCAGAUAAUGGGUACAGUUUUAAUCCAGGUAAACUAACUGAAAUUAGAGAAAAAGAAAAACAACUAAAAUUAAAACAAAAACAAAAAAAACAAAAACAACAACAAAAACAACAACAAAAUCAACCACAAUCAAAUGAAAGAUUAGCAUUUGCUGAAGCUCUCAAAACUUUUGAGUUUGACAAAUAUUAUGAAUUAUUAAAGAAUGUUGAAACUAAAUUUCCCUCAGUUGUCGAUAUUCAAGUUCAAUAUGUUUCUGAAUUUUUAGAAAACCAUUUUGGUAAAGUACCAAGCGACCAAACUGUAUAUCAUCAGAAACUAGAUUAUUUAUCAAAAUUUGAUGAAAAAUUUAAAAAAGAAACAAUUUCAUUUUUUGAAAGAAAACCAAUUGGUAAUAUUAUUCCAACAGUUAUUUUUUUAACUAAUAAUAUUGUAUCAAUUUUAAGAAAAGAUAAAGGUUCAAUGACAACUAGUGGUGUUGGUCUAGAAAUUUUACUUCAAACAAUCUUAAGAUAUUUCCCAGAUGCCUUAUUAAAGAAUGCAAAUCAUUUUAAAUCUCUUAAUUUACAAUCACUCAAACCAAAUGUAGUAUCAUUAUAUCUUUGGUUGUUUUAUCAACCAAUCAAUACCAAUCCAUCCGUAUCCUCAUCAUUGUGGUUACAAAUUAUUUUCCCAGCAUUGUAUAAAUCAAAAAUUAAUAGCGAGCAAAAUCUAGAAUUAUUUGUUAAAUUUUCAGAUCUUUUGUUGGAAUCAAAGAAAAUUCAAAAAAAUGGUGUAAAAAUAGAAGAAACUGUAUUAGAUUUGGCAUUAGACGAAUUUAUUAAUGCAUUAAUUUUACAUAAUGUCCAACCAGUUGCAAUGAAAUAUUCAGACUUUUUAUUUGAUGUCGAAAAAUUAUUCCCAAACAACAAAGUAUCACCAGCUUAUUUCCUUACCCUUUUGAACUAUUGUGUCACCUUUGAUGAAAAUUUAAGAAAUAUGCUUUUAAGCAAAGUUAUUGAUUGUUUAAAUUUAGAUAAAGAUUGUUAUUCAGUAAUAAAGGGUAGAUAUGUGGAAAUUAUAGCUCAGGUUAAUAAUUUAUUAUUAUUCAUUUUAUUACAAUGGAGAACUUUAGAAAAGAGUGGUAUUCAAUUGGUAAAUCUUUCAAAAUCAAAUAUUUAUGAUUUAGCAUUAUUUUCCCAAAAUGAAAAUAAUAAUUUAUCAAAUAAAUAUUACCAAAAUAAUACCAAUAGUGUAGCAAUAACAAACAAUUCAAAUAAAAAAGGUAAACAGCAACCAGCUAAACACAAAUCACCAAGCUAUGAUAUCGAUGAGGUUAACCUUUGCAAUGCAACUUGUGAUGCUGCAAUUUCCUCUUUUAAACCCAGUCAUAUCCUCAGAAAUGUUUCAAUCGUUUUAGCUCCAAUAGUUAUUGCCGCUUUUGGAUAUUACUCAAGAGAUCCAAUAUGUAAUAAAUUUAAUCAUGAAUUAUUACAAAAAUAUUUAUGUCAAUAACUUAUCGCUAAAUACUAGUGUACAUUAAUCAAGAAAACCCCACAUAACCACACCAAAACAAUAUAUAUAAUUAUAAUAAACCAAAUAAAAUAAAAAAUAAGAUAAAAAAACUUUAUAUG